GCAGCGCUUCGUUGUUGGGACUUCUACUCGCUCACGAGGAUAUCUCGUGCUUGCCAACAUCGUGAAGUUGUCGUUUUGUGCUAAUUGUAUAACAGCUGGCGAAUGUAUUUUCGCUAACAAUGAAUCUAGCAGGGUUUUAAUUUGCCUUUCGACUUCAUACUUUUCUUUAUGGAUUCCAUCGUUUAAUACUAAUAAUAAUAUCUGAUAAUAAUUUUCUUGCAGAAACGUGCUUUUGUAAUCCACAGAGUGGCAUAGGACUGGGAAAUUCCUGUAGUUUAUGAACCGUUUGACUUGGACGAAAAGACUUUACCGUGUUUUGAUCCGUUUUCGAACCUGUGUUUUCGUUGUUUGGGAAGUUGGGAACGAUAGUACUCAUCAUAGUAGUAUCGAUCAUGGCCAAUCAGAAGUCUCCCGAGCAAAAUCCAGACAUGAACAAAAUGAAAGAAUCCGUGGACACGUGGGAAGUGCUGCAGGUCCCAUCUGCUUCGGGUCAGGAAAGUUUAGACGCAAGUAAACUGAUGGCCGCAUCGCAGUCUAACCUGACUCUAAAGCGGAAAAACGAAGGCAGCAUGGAACGUUUGCUGAUGGACGCGCAAAGAGAAUCUCUUCAAAGCUCCGCUCGACAAAGUUUACGACAAAGUAAACGCAGCAGCCCUGUUUUUCCGGAUUCGCCAGCCGAAAGUGGAGAUUACUUUCUGGGUUAUGACGAAUUUAACCGACAAAUCCUUCUCAGUCCUUCCGCUGCCGAUGGUUCAACCGAUUGGUUUUGGGACUGGAAUUAUGCCGCACCAACUUCAGUCCACUUAAAAGCGAAAUAUCAUAUGUCCAGAAGUCCGAAAAAGAUCUGCGGUGCCAAACGAAAAUUCCUGGGAUUGCUCCUUCUUACGAAUUUCCUGGCGUUGAUCUUAGGUGCUGGUUUGGGAUUCUACCUGGGAAGGAAGAUCUUAGCUGGAGAGGAGCCAAAUCUGAACGAGUGGGAUAUCAUAUCCCAUGUGGAAAGUAGGCUAUACAAAUACGACUGAUCUCUCAGCACGAAACAAUUCGAAAUUGUGUUUAAUCUUUUGUUCGUCAUCCUUUGUAUGAUGCGCGCGCCGCGAAUACUUGAAAAGGUUUUAUCAUUGCCAGGCCCAUCGCUAAUUAGAUCACAAAUCAGUUUCCUUGUUACGCUAGUCCAGAGUAUAAAAUGAUGUGCUUCGUCAUCUGCUUUUUUUAUCUAUUCAGAACUUUUGUUAUGGGCACUGCACGAUAAUUGUAAGAUAACUUCCUUUUGCACUCCUGUUAUUCUUUUGAACUUGUGACAUUUUUAACUUUUUGCUUAUAGCUGUUUACUUAACUUUGUUUCUGGCUUUGUCCGUAGCAAGAAAUAAUGUGGUCUGUUUCAGUGCUUGUAAGUUGUAAUUAAUGGAAAAAGCAUAUGAAAAUGUCCUGUAUUGUUG
Messenger RNA from Paramacrobiotus metropolitanus, 1436 nucleotides. RefSeq lists its product as uncharacterized. Bases 393 to 1022 code for a protein of 209 amino acids. Gene Ontology annotation, cellular component: mitochondrial outer membrane; mitochondrial envelope; nucleus. The transcript has 6 exons. The record is from RefSeq and is a predicted model, not a curated record. Gene Ontology annotation, biological process: mitochondrial outer membrane permeabilization; positive regulation of apoptotic process. NCBI's taxonomy places the organism in Eukaryota, Metazoa, Tardigrada, Eutardigrada, Parachela, Macrobiotidae.